GACUGGCGCGCCAGCUACGUACUCCGGAAAGAGUCACGGAUUUUCUGAGAUUUGAUCAUCUGAGAUCGUCAUAUUCAAGCAACCCUUUUUAAAACAUAAACAAGCAAUCCAAAACGAAUCGGCAAUGUUCGAGGAAAACAAUAGCCCCACAACCGAUAAUUCGCUGUGGACACUUCAGGGUCGUCAAAGAGCGAGUCCCGCCCAAAGGUUGCACAAUCUCACGUCCGCCGGCUCAUCGACCUCAUCCUCCGGCCUUCCGUUACCGCAGAAUAUCUUCACAAAUCCAGCUAUCCAGCCGUCCAGCGUUAUAAAUCUCAACCACUCCACCGACGUGGUAAUCGGUCCCAUGACCCAAUACCAGGGACCGGUAUCCAUAUACUAUAUGGAUUAUAUGGAGGCACACGCCAUGCAAACGGCUGCAGGAAUCAACAGCAACAAUGCCAAUGGUAAUGGCAACGCCAAUCGAAGUCGUGAUAAGUCGCCAUCUAGGCGGGUCACUCGGAACACCAUCCUGCUGAUCACGCUGAUCCUGUUGGUCCUGGCCACCGGAUUGAUUGUGCUCUACGUGGAACUCAAUCGACCCAAGCCCGAGUUGCCCAGUAAUAAAGCCAUCUAUUUUGGCAACAACUACGACCACCAAACGUUUCCGAAUCUAGGAAACGGCCAUCUCGUCGUCGACAGAGAGCAGUGGGGAGCGUCGAAGAACUCUCAUGGUCUGACCAUUCCCCUGAAGCGACCCAUUCCCUACGUCCUAAUCACCCACAUUGGAGUGCAGUCUCUGCCCUGCGAUAACAUCUACAAGUGCUCCAUCAAGAUGCGCACCAUUCAGGAUUCAGCCAUUGCUGAGAAGGGUCUGCCGGAUAUCCAAUCCAAUUUUUAUGUUUCGGAGGAGGGUAACAUCUACGUUGGCCGCGGCUGGGACUGGGCCAACACGUAUGCGAACCAGACAUUGGCCAUUACCUUUAUGGGCGACUAUGGCCGGUUUAAGCCCGGUCCCAAACAGCUGGAAGGUGUCCAAUUUCUGCUGGCCCAUGCAGUGGCCAAUCGAAAUAUUGAUGUGGACUACAAACUAGUGGCGCAAAAUCAGACUAAGGUGACCAGAAGCCCGGGUGCAUAUGUGUAUCAAGAAAUCCGGAACUGGCCGCAUUUCUACGGCUGCGGAAUGGACGAAGCACCGGCCUGCGGCAUCGAAUUGGGCAUGAAAACGGAAUCGUGGGACGCCAAGCAAUAGCUACAGACUUUUCUACCACCUAAGUGUAACCAAGCACAAACUGUAUUUUAAUACAUAUACUAAGGCGAAUGGAGCUUUCUUUUAAUCGGUUAUGCUGGCUUCGAAACCAAAGUAAACCGGUUGGGAGCAAGCGGUUUAUUUAUAGUAAUAUAUAUAUAUAUAGUGUCUCUCUUCCUCUCUGGAGCUCUGUUUAGUUUUACUGUCGCUCAAAAAGCUGGAAAUUCCCAAGCCGCAGUCAACCUCUAUCAGUGCCAAUACCAGUACCCCUUUUAUUCCCUCAUAGACUUUAACACUCAUCGAUCUUGUGUGUGUCUGUGUGUGUGUGUAAAUAUAUGAGAGCCUUUGUGCGCCAGUACAACAUCAUUAUCGGUAGCUUCACUUCACUUCACUUAUAUAGACGAUGUUGUGAUCGCUGUGGCUGCCUUUGUCAUUUAUCUGCCUUUCAACGUGAAUAUAUGUACAAUGAU
This is a messenger RNA of Drosophila melanogaster (fruit fly), 1698 nucleotides long. It is a transcript of the gene PGRP-LA, whose product is annotated as peptidoglycan recognition protein LA. Gene Ontology annotation, cellular component: plasma membrane. Gene Ontology annotation, molecular function: zinc ion binding. The coding region runs from base 125 to 1231 and encodes 368 amino acids. The record is from RefSeq and is marked reviewed. The transcript is spliced from 6 exons. NCBI's taxonomy places the organism in Eukaryota, Metazoa, Arthropoda, Insecta, Diptera, Drosophilidae.